Messenger RNA from Sinocyclocheilus anshuiensis, 750 nucleotides. RefSeq names its product immunoglobulin superfamily containing leucine-rich repeat protein 2-like. The record is from RefSeq and is a predicted model, not a curated record. The annotation marks the transcript as partial. The transcript has a single exon. Lineage: Eukaryota; Metazoa; Chordata; Actinopteri; Cypriniformes; Cyprinidae.
GUGUUUCAAAACGGCACCUUAAUCAUCCCUCGCAUAAGCAAAAAGGAAGAUGGGAACUACACCUGCUCUGCUGUCAAUGACAUGGGAAAAGCCGAGCGCUCGGUGAGACUUGUCGUUGCGGGCACCAAAAAGCAAGCCAUCAUUUCCAUGCUGGACCCAAAAGCAUCCAGCCAUUUACCAGAAGACAAACCUGGUUCAAAAGGCUCCAAAAACAGCGUUAUGUGGUCCAAAUCUGAGGAGAAGACAAAGAGCCUUCCAACUGGAACAUCUCUCAUUACGGUGGAUAAAGAGCAAGUGGAAGAAGGGACUUUGCCAUUUGUUGGCAAAUGCGGAGUAAAUGAUGGCACGCAGUACAUCUCCAACCAUGCUUUCAACCUCAGCUUGGAUGAACUCAAACAAUACACAUUUGAUUUCGGAGUUAUUGCUCUGGAAGUUUCAGAAACUGAGGCCAAAGUUCAGCUGAACCCUUUCCAGAUGGCCAACGCGAAGUCAAACGUUCACCUCAGCCAACAACAGGACCUCCAAACUGUGAAUAAGGAGCCUUUUAGUCUUUUCCAGACGUCCACCAAAAAGUCACCCCUGGACAUGUUGUACCUUUGCGUCGGUACUGGCAAUGGACAUUCAGUGGUGCAGUGGUCCAAGAUAGAGGAGGGCGUCAACGCCUAUCGCUUCCAGGGCCUCAAGCCAGGCACUAAUUACACUCUGUGCCUAACCUAUGGGGGCCAGGACUGUCAAGUCCAAGUGGUCUUC